Molecule: messenger RNA, 1634 nt
Organism: Spizellomyces punctatus DAOM BR117
Lineage: Eukaryota; Fungi; Chytridiomycota; Chytridiomycetes; Spizellomycetales; Spizellomycetaceae
Exons: 6
Coding region: 1-1386 (461 amino acids)
Source: RefSeq, a predicted model, not a curated record
AUGCCAGUUCAGAGCUAUGAAGUGGUAGAUAGCGAUGAACCAAGUCGGUUUGCAGUUACGCAGUCGAUAUCGGCAGUACUUUAUCGUCUUAAAAACUCAGCUGCGGGGCGAAAACUUCGCAACUUAGUGUAUGAUUUGUUAACACACGAGACUGUCCCUCAAAUAAAUCUAGUGGGCAAGUGGACAGCGACAGAGACGAAGUGGGCUGCCGAACAUAUCCACCAUGCGCUGGAAAAGGAGUCUGCUUAUAAAUUUGUCCAGAGUGCAGUAAACAGAGCCCUGGAUCUGACAUUGCUCGAGCUCUUUCCGAAUGAGUUGAAUACGUGCCCUGGGGUCAAGAGAGAACCUUCAGAUAUAGAGCAAUAUGUUCUAGCAGAUGUUCUGAACCGCAUGCCAGCAUAUAAAGGGCAGCUUUUGCCACUGGUCAACCGACCAAUCGUCGUCCAUAACCUGAGAAAAUCCAUAUGGAGGGCUGCCUUGAAACCUCAUGUGCGGCGGAAAAUGCCUGAGCGCCCGCUAUCACUGGUUUCCGAGAACUCUAACAUGACCUGUUAUGCAAUGUGUCAAGAUUUUUUGGUCGAACACCGGACCCUUCACUCUCUCGCCAUUUCUUUCCAGACAAUCCGACAAAUGGAAAGCAUCUUCACCCACUUUGUACUCCUCGCUGAAGCUACGCAAUUUCCUAUAAGAGACUUGGCAUAUCCCACUAGGUCUCAGACAUUCACGCCGCAACACAAGCGAAUUUUAGCGUCCAUUGUUCCAUUCCUUACGGUAAGCGCUCAAAAUGAGCUGCAAGAAGAUGACAUGGUUGAGAUGGUUCAGGCCUUUUGGACAAGGUUGCCAUUCGUGUGGAGAGAGGAUGAUCGCUAUGGGAUGGAACACAUUGCCUAUGAGAUCAGGAUGUGUCUCAAAGAAAACGAUCCCGCUUGGUAUGCACGUUUAAUUGAAGCCGGUGAAGAAGACAUCAAGGACAUGAUUUUACUUCUUAUUGGAAACUUCUUUAUUGGCAUUUGCCCACUCCAUGUUUCCAUAUAUUUACUUGACCAUCUGUUCAUUGCGUCAAACGAAUUCACCGACCAGAACCACUUGCCUGGCGUCAACCAGUGGAUUGUAUGGAUCUGCACAGCGCUGCUUAUGUACUUGCAUGUAUCUUCGGGACAGAACGACGCGGGAGAGCCAACAAACUCUGACCUCGCACUUAUCACGAUUCAGAACCGCUUAUCCAACAUCACUCAAGAUCAAUUACAUCUUCUGAUGCAUCCGAUCAUAAAAGACUCAUUUGGGGGUAUAUGUGAAGCAUCAGAUCCUGUCACAGACUUACCAACAGCACUUGACGAUGACGACGAAAGCGUAUCAGAGGAGGAUCUGAUCGCUCUGGAAAAGUAGAUCUUCUGUUAUCAUUCGACGAGAGCGAUGGGGAGACCUUACAAAACAGAUGUUUCGGAAGCGUGCCCAUAUCUGUACUUUUUAGGGCACCGAGAAAGUCACAUCGUGGACUAACCUGAAAAGCUGGUGCAGAAUGGUAGAUAAUCUUUGGCAAAAAUGGAUUGGGUUAUAUUCUUGAAAUGUCUGCAAAAGAUCUUGUAUUAUCAAGCAGAAACAAACUGCAGGAGUACAUCAGUCGGCAACAGAAC